Molecule: messenger RNA, 2738 nt
Organism: Chelonia mydas (Green sea turtle)
Lineage: Eukaryota; Metazoa; Chordata; Testudines; Cheloniidae
Exons: 5
Coding region: 732-1760 (342 amino acids)
Biological process (GO): regulation of immune response
Cellular component (GO): cell surface
Molecular function (GO): coreceptor activity; MHC class I protein binding
Source: RefSeq, a predicted model, not a curated record
CAGUCAGUCCAGUCUCAGAAAAUGGAGUAGGGUCUAAGGAGACGUGGACAAGUAACCGAGGGAAUGUGGCCUUUUCUGAGCCAAUGGUUCUAUUCGCUAGCCCAUGUUGCCCUCUAUUGUCCGCUGUUUCAGAAGGGUCGCUGAUAGAUGCACUUUCCUUUUUGUGCAGCCAGACGCAGCUUUUUAACCAGCCCCGUUCAGUUUGGUUUUAGCCAGUUUACUGCUAGAUCCAAGCGGAGGCCCUUAACUUCCAUUGACUUCAGUAGGAGUGAGGCUCCUAACCCACCUAGCCAUGUUUGAAAAUCCCACGAGGCACCUCUCUGCUUUAUAGACACCAAAAUACUUUUGACCAUCUGGCCCUAAGUCACUGUUGAGAAUGGGACUUGUACUCUUGAAAAUUGCAUUCCACGUUGUCUUAUUUCUCAAAUGUCAGAGCUUUCAGUGUGAUGAUUUAAGGUACAAUUAAAGUCCUCCAAGACAAGAUGCCAAACGAUCAUUACAUAUCUGUGUUGUACCACCCAGAAAUAUGAUACCUUAAACCAAACAUGGAAGACUAGGCAAAGAUUUACAUUGGGAGUCUCAGAAGACCUUAGUUGAUUUAGGAGCAUUCUCCUUUGAAAGUCAAAGGGACUUGUGCUCUGAAGUCAUGUGGAUUUGUUUCUAUAGAUCAUCCAUAUUCUGGAUGUUUAAAUUUAUUCUCAAUUAUUAUAGUACACCCCUGAGCCACUGCAAUGCAGAGAAAUUCUACAAGAUACGCUGUAGCCUCUUUAACCCACCCCUCUAGUAUCUAUCACCACAGCACAUCCUCCUUGGAGGCGUUCCUCACUGGACAUAACCAAGACACUGUACCCAGUCACUGCAGCAGUGCACUGGGCAUCAGCCUUUGGGCCAGUGUGUCAGGAUUUUGUUCUACUUGUUUAAUGAAAAUGAUCUUUGCCGAGUAUCUGGUUUUAUCUUCCUUAGUGCUAGGAGUGCAGUUAUUUCUGCACCAGACUCAGCGGAUCCAGUUUGUUGAAGUUAGUGACACUGCAAAGAUCCACUGUUCUUCCACAGAAAACUUGGAAGGAGGAAGUAGCAUGUUUUGGUAUUUGAGAAGAGACGGUGAGAAACCCACCUGCAUUAAGCGCUGUUUGGAUGAUCAAAAUGUAAGUAAAUUUGCUUGCAAACAUGAGACACACAGCUCGACACUGGAAAUCAGCAACGCCCAAAAGACUGAAUCUGGCAUUUACUACUGUGCAUAUAAAUACAGCAGCUACCUGAUUUUCGGGAAUGGAUCCAUGCUGAUUGUUGGAGACAGUUAUACCAAGAGCAGCUGGGUGAUGCUUCUGGUUCCAUUUCCACGUGACAGUCAAGUCACUGGGACAGCGAAUCUGGCUUAUGUGAUCUAUGGAGUGUCCAGCCCAGUCCAUGUUUCCUGGAGUGUUUCUGGGGAGCUGCAGGAACAGGGGCUGACACGCUCACUGAAAGCAAAGGAUGGAUCUUUAACCCUCAUAAAUCACAUCAGCGUCCCCAUGGACACCUGGACCAGUGGGAAGAAUUUCACCUGUGAAGUCAAAUUCAACUCUUCUGGCAGCAGUGUGAAGAAAAGUACCAGGUAUCCUGCAGCUUCCUCCACAGCCCAUCCCAGCGGGUGUGCGUCACAGACGGUGCGCUAUGCAGUGGCCAUGUUCCUGGGGGUGUUGCUGGUGUCCCUGAGCCUGGCCUGGAGUCACUGCUGUUCUAAUCCAGGGUCAAACCAUUUAUGCCCAACUGGAGUUUGAUUCAAGGAAUCACAACCAGAGCGCGGAGCAGCGACCAGUGAAAGGGAAAAGGGGGAAAUCGUAGCCCAGAUGGGGAUCCAAGCUGGACACUCACAGCUGUUUCACUGCUCAUCUCAAUGACAGGACCAUCCUGUAAGGUGCUGACUUUCUGUAGAAGCUGUCGGUUUGUCUUCACUGCUUCUUACUGCUCUUCACUGCUGCUGCACGUGGCUCAGUUCCACACUGAAUCUGAAGAUUAACCCACUUGCCCACCUGGCCUAUGCAGAGCAGGAAGUCACAAAAAGAACCAGACCCUUGCAGGUGGGAGAUUUCCUAGUGUGAUAUGAAGGACAUUGUCCCGCAGGUAUCUUGGCAACAUUUUGGUGUGUUUCUGGACAAAUCCCACUCCUCUGGGGGUGCAGAGGGUCCCAGACCGCAGGAGCAGUGCGGUGUCACUUCAUAAAGGGGGGCGGGAUUGCAGGAGCCUGCGUGUAACCUACGCGCUCCCUGCACGCCCAGAGAUUGGCUCUCUGCUCAGUGUGGCCCAAGGGAGAGGGAUGGGGUUGGCAGGGAGUGAAUCCACCACUACACCAAUCCUCUAGACAACAGCCCCUGUGGAGCUGGGGCACUAGGGCCACAGAGCCUGCUCCAGCCCUGCUGUUGGGGUAGCAGCUGUGGAGUGGCUCCACCACCGUUCUGUGACCUGUGAAGCAGACGAUUCUUCCCCUCUUCCCCCCUAGAGAUCCCAAACUCAGUUACACAGGCUGGGCACUGGUAAGAGGAGGUGGGGCUCAGGGCCUGCCUUACUCACACAGGCAGUCGCCGUGAACUCAGCUACUCUCAUGUCUAAGCCGAGCCCUUGGUGGUUUUGAAAGGGGAGGUGGGAGGUUGUACAAAAGCUGGACCAGAAAAACCCAGAUGCAGAACCAGCCUUGGCCCCCUGAUGCGCACAGCAGGUAGAAGGGGCAGAACCAGACAGAAGUGACACUUUCCAGCUGG